Letharia lupina is the source of this 1884-nucleotide messenger RNA. RefSeq lists its product as uncharacterized. The record is from RefSeq and is a predicted model, not a curated record. Gene Ontology annotation, molecular function: protein binding. NCBI's taxonomy places the organism in Eukaryota, Fungi, Ascomycota, Lecanoromycetes, Lecanorales, Parmeliaceae. Gene Ontology annotation, biological process: protein import into peroxisome matrix, docking. Gene Ontology annotation, cellular component: cytosol; peroxisomal membrane. Bases 1 to 1884 code for a protein of 627 amino acids. The transcript is spliced from 3 exons.
AUGAUGUCUUUCCUCGGCGGCGCCGAAUGCUCGACCGCAGGGAACCCACUGAGCCAAUUCACAAAACACGUACAGGAUGACAAGUCGUUACACCGGGACAGGCUUAUGGGGCGAGGGCCCGCAGGUCUGCAAGAAAGCUUCAGGAGUCAAGUGAAUGGGCCAAGCGAAGAUAAGAUGAUGCAAGAUUUCUUACAGCAUAAUGGUCAGCUCCACCAAGAUGUACCCCAACCCUUCGCAAUGGAGCAGAUGCGAAGAGACUUGGAUGGCUAUCGAACAACCACCCCCCGAAUACACUCACCUGGCUGGGCAUCGGAAUUCGAUCGCGGAGAGCAAGCGCGCUUGGAGGCUGCGUUCCAAGCGCCAAAAUCUGGAGGCUUUGUCCCUGCUGGCUUUACACCAGCUGAGUUUCAGCGAUUCCAGCAGAUUGAGAGGAAUGGAUCAGCUAGGGUUGGGAGUCCAACCUCGUACACAGAUCUAGGGAUGAAUGGCUACAAUAGAUCGAUGGGAAUGGGCUACGGAAUGAAUAUUGGGAUGAUGGGCUCACAGUAUAGGCCAAUGGGCUUGCAGAGGAGACCGUCAGAACAGCAGACCACUGGCAAAGGAAAAGGACGAAUGGUGGAGCUUGAUGAGAAAGAUUGGGAACAGCAGUUCGCAGAAAUGGACGCAGAAACUCAACGCGAUUUAGACGCUGAAGCAAACGCAGCGAUAGAGCAGGAGCUCAAUAACAUGGACAGAUCCAUGAUGGAUAAUGGCGAAUACGGUAUGCACAUGGGCGAGGAAUUACCGUUACGAGACUACGAUACUUGGGACAACUUUGACAGCAACUUUCAUGACGGUUACCGGGAUCCUCAGAUGGGCAAUUAUACUUUUGAAGAAGACAAUCCUUUCAGCGCAACUAAAGACCCGUUCGAAGAAGGCAUCAAAGUAAUGAAUGAGGGUGGUAAUCUUUCCCUGGCCGCUCUCGCUUUCGAAGCCGCUGUACAGAGAGAUCCGCAACACGUACAAGCCUGGUGCCAACUCGGCAGCGCACAAGCCCAGAACGAAAAAGAGUCGCCAGCCAUUCGCGCUCUCGAACAAGCUAUCAAGCUCGAUCCCAAAAACCUCUCAGCCUUAAUGGGUCUCGCUAUAUCAUAUACAAACGAGGGUUACGACUCCACCGCCUACCGCACUUUAGAACGCUGGGUUUCAACAAAGUAUCCUCAGAUCGUUUCUCCCGAUGACCUUACCCCGCCAGGUGAUUUCGGUUUCACAGACCGCCACGUUCUCCAUGAAAAGGUGACGACCCAAUUCAUCCGCGCAGCCCAACUCUCCCCAGAUGGCGAACACAUGGACCCAGACGUGCAAGUGGGUUUAGGCGUGCUCUUUUACGGUGCAGAAGAGUACGGCAAAGCUGUUGAUUGCUUUGAAUCGGCGCUUACAAGCACUGAGUCUGGAACAACUAAUGAACCUCACCAAGCGCACCUUCUCUGGAAUCGGUUGGGCGCCACACUCGCAAACAGCGGCCGCAGCGAAGAGGCAAUCGCAGCAUACGAAAAAGCUCUAACCCUAAACCCCAAUUUCGUCCGCGCUCGUUAUAACCUCGGCGUUUCCUGCAUCAACAUCGGUGUGCUCCCCCAAGCGGCACAGCACCUCCUUGGCGCACUAAGUAUGCAUCGUGUCGUCGAGCGCGAGGGCAUGCAACGUGUCAAGGAGGUCAUAGGCGAGGAUCCAGAAAGUAGUACGAUCGACGAAAGCGAUGUGGAGAGGAUGGUGGGUAUGAAUCAAAGUACGAAUUUGUUGGAGACACUGAGGAGGGUUUUUAUGAACAUGGGAAGAAGAGAUCUGAUGGAGAAGGUGGAGCUGGGAAUGGAUAUUGAGCAGUUCAGGGGGGAGUUUGAUUUCUGA